Molecule: messenger RNA, 3449 nt
Organism: Bufo bufo (common toad)
Lineage: Eukaryota; Metazoa; Chordata; Amphibia; Anura; Bufonidae
Product: G protein-coupled receptor kinase 5-like
Exons: 16
Coding region: 635-2413 (592 amino acids)
Biological process (GO): protein phosphorylation; regulation of signal transduction; signal transduction
Cellular component (GO): cytoplasm
Molecular function (GO): G protein-coupled receptor kinase activity; ATP binding
Source: RefSeq, a predicted model, not a curated record
CACUAGGACCUAGCAUCUACCUUCUACAUUCACCGCCUCCAGUUCCAUGUUACUUCCUGCUGCCCCGGGGAUCAUCACCCCCCGGUCAGGGACCAGCACUGCGGAGGAUCCCCGACCUCCUGCCGCCUCUACAUCUCCGUGAUCGGCCGCAGAGAGAGGAGCCGCUCCCCCGUCCUGUGCCCGGAGCUGCCGGUUAUGGGGCUCCCGUUCCCCUGUAAGCUCUUCGUCUAGGAUCCCCCCGACUGCAAUCCUCCUGCCCCCCGUUACCUCCAGCGGUCUGCAGGCUGUAGCCGUCCUCGCCAUUACCUCUGCCUCUCACUAGAUUUGCUCACAUUCAAGGACCACAAUCUCUCAUAGAAUUUUUUUUUUUACAUUUUUUAGCCUUUUUUUAUUUUUUUAUUUCUGCCAUGUAUUGGAGAAUCUGAGAGCCUUGUGCCCCCGGCAGAUCCCUCUCUCCUGAUUCUAGGAUCAUUUUCUCUAUUUAAAAAAAAAUAAUUAAAAAAACCCGUCCUCCUGGGGGAUAACCUGGAUUUUGUGGACCCCACGUUCAUGUCGUUAUCGGCGACUCAUUAGAUUGGAGAUUAAUUGCGCCCGAUGAUAAGCGGAUGACUGGUCCGCUGCUAACUGGGAGAUAAUGGAACUGGAAAAUAUCGUCGCCAAUACCGUGCUGCUCAAAGCCCGCGAAGGUGGAGGUGGCAAAAGGAAAGGGAGGAGUAAAAAAUGGAAGGAAAUCCUAAAGUUUCCACAUAUCAGCCAGUGUGAAGAACUCCGCAAGCAGCUGGAUCGGGAAUACACCAGCAUUUGUGAAAAGCAGCCAAUAGGACGCCUACUUUUUCGCCAGUUCUGUGAAACAAGGGAACAUCUUCUCAAGAUCAUCCUCUUCCUCGAUGCAGUGUUAAAUUAUGAAUUGUCAUCGGAUGAGAAGAGAAAAGAGACUGGAGAAGAGAUCAUUAAAAGGUUCUUUACCUCCAAGUCUCCCGAUUAUGUGCCAGAAAUCCCAGAUUCACAAAUGGAAGAAUGUAUAUUGAACUUUGAAAAGAACCCCAGCAAGGAGAUCUUCAUCAGUUGUAUUAGCUUGCUCCACGAGUUCCUGCGGGGCUCUCCUUUCAGAGAGUACCAGGAGAGUAUGUAUUUUGACCGCUUCCUGCAGUGGAAAAGCCUGGAAAGGCUAACCGUUACAAAGGAUACUUUCAGGCAGUACCGGGUGCUAGGAAAAGGAGGAUUCGGGGAGGUGUGCGCCUGCCAGGUCCGUGCCACCGGGAAGAUGUACGCGUGUAAAAAGCUGGAGAAGAAGAGGAUCAAGAAGAGGAAAGGGGAGUCCAUGGCUUUGAAUGAGAAGCAAAUCCUGGAAAAAGUGAACAGCCGCUUUGUGGUAAACCUGGCGUAUGCGUAUGAAACUAAAGACGCUUUAUGUCUGGUGCUCACCAUCAUGAAUGGCGGCGACCUCAAAUUCCACAUCUACAGCAUGGGCAACCCCGGCUUUGAGGAAGAACGCGCGGUCUUCUAUGCUGCUGAGAUCUGUUGUGGACUAGAACACCUGCACCAGGAGGGCAUAGUGUACAGGGAUUUGAAACCAGAAAACAUUCUCUUAGAUGACGAUGGUCACAUCCGAAUCUCAGAUUUGGGGUUGGCUAUCAAAAUUCCAGAUGGUGAAAGCAUCCGAGGAAGAGUAGGAACUGUGGGUUACAUGGCUCCGGAAGUCAUUAAGAAUGAGAGAUAUACAUUUAGUCCCGAUUGGUGGGGGCUGGGCUGCAUCAUAUACGAGAUGAUCGAGGGACAGUCCCCGUUCCGUGCCCGGAAGGAACGAGUCAAAAGGGAAGAGGUGGAAAAACGCGUUCAAGAAGAACAAGAGUCGUAUUCUGAGAAGUUCACAGAAGACGCAAAGUCUAUAUGUAGGAUGCUAUUAGCCAAAGACCCAAAACAGCGGCUAGGGGGCAAUGAGCAGGGCGGCAGCCAAGUAAAGCAGCAUCCAUUUCUCAGGAACAUCAACUUCAAGAGGCUGGAAGCUGGAGUGAUGAAGCCGUCCUUUGUGCCAGAUCCGCGGGCAGUGUAUUGUAAGGAUGUGCUGGACAUUGAGCAGUUUUCAACGGUUAAAGGGGUCAACUUGGAUAAAACAGACAAUGAUUUCUAUGCCAAGUUUGCCAAUGGAUGUGUGCCAAUCCCCUGGCAGAAUGAGAUGAUUGAGACGGAAUGCUUUAAGGACCUCAACCUCUUUGGACCAAAUGGGACGCGCUCCCCAGAUCUUGACUGGAGGCUGCUUCCCGAACCGCCAAAACGUAGCCUGCUCCAAAGGAUCUUCCGAAGAAACCAGGCUGACUAUGGUAUCGCUCCGAAUGACUCCUCCCUCUCAAACGCCAACACCACAAACCACCACUUCCAGAGCAGGACGGCAAUGGCCAACGUGUCCUCUUGACGGAAUAUCUCUGAAGCGCCCCCUGCUGUUUUUUUUUUUUAUCAAGAAGCCAUCCAACAAGCCUCUUUCCUCCGUCCAAUCCGUUUUCUCAGGUUUAGCCUUGGACUCUGUGCAAAACUUUUUACAGAAAAAAAAAAAAAUUAAAAAAUAAAAAUAUAUAUAUAAAUAUAAAAAUAUAUAUUUUAGGUCUUUAAGGCCAAACAGACUCAUGGGAAAUGUCUACUACUGCUUCCGGCAGUGUCGAUAUCUCAGACUCUGGUUUUCUUUUCCAUUCUCGGCAGAUCGCUGCUGAUGAACUGUUUUAUGCUAAGCUCAUGGAGGUAUACAAGCUGUGUUUUUUUUCUUUGUUCUUGUUUUAUUAUGUUUUUUUAUGUUCUGUAUCAUUUUUUUUUUUAUUGACUUGGUAAUGCAUUGUAUAGGAAAACGGGAUGAGUGGGAAGCCAUUUUGUUUCAUCCUGCCGUAUAUAUAUCGUCCCAACAGGAACCGUGUGCUGAGACUAUGAGCUAUUUUCCUAUUCUUAUGUAACAUGUAUACUUUUCAGUUGCCUCGUUGCCAGUGUUUCAUAUUGGUCACAUUGUGAACCUGUCUCCUACCCACAGCGGAGGUGGCUUUUUUCUUAGACAAAAAAAAUAACGAGAAAACUGUGUAAUUUGGUCUCCUGCCCCCACACCCCCACCUCCAGUGCUUGUGCAUGUGAAGCAACAACUGGAAGAAAGGGGACGGGGCCUAGGCUGCUUGAACUUACAUACAGCCCUGUAGACCAGGCAAGGAAAAUCCUACCUCCAAGCCAAUGCUGAAAGGGGUUAGGAAAUCUGGUCUUCAGUCUCAUCUGCCAUAGUCUGUCCCUUUAAAUUGUAGACACUUAGAUGUUUCUUGUGGUCGUUUCGCCGCCAACCAUCCGGCUGCCCCCACUGUGCGCAUGUGACAGGUGACCAAUAGCUGGACGUACAGGAUAUAUUGGAAACCAUUUUGUUUUAUUCUACUGUUAUUCUGACAGACUGGAAAUAAGAAAUGUUAUUCUAUAACUUCAGGAUC